Brienomyrus brachyistius is the source of this 3929-nucleotide messenger RNA. RefSeq names its product eps8 like 1b (gene eps8l1b). Gene Ontology annotation, biological process: regulation of Rho protein signal transduction; positive regulation of ruffle assembly; Rho protein signal transduction. Gene Ontology annotation, cellular component: plasma membrane; vesicle; ruffle membrane. The transcript has 19 exons. Bases 1075 to 3114 code for a protein of 679 amino acids. Lineage: Eukaryota; Metazoa; Chordata; Actinopteri; Osteoglossiformes; Mormyridae. Gene Ontology annotation, molecular function: actin binding. The record is from RefSeq and is a predicted model, not a curated record.
GUUAUCUGUUAUUCUCUCAACACCACAGAAGUGCAUAUGAUAUUUAAAAUGCAAUGAACUAUAGUUGUCGACCUUGGGUUUAACUGCUUCUUUGAAUGGGCUGGCAGGAAUAGUAAAUAUACUGUAUGGAAGAGUAAAAUAACCAAGUAAUAUUUAAGUUCUUGUUACUCGUGGUUUCAUGUAUACGGGUAAGACGACUCUUUUUUUGAUGGAGUGGUCAUGUUCUUCUGAGACGCAGUAAUACAAAGAGAAUUACUUUGCCUUAAAUUUGGAAAGGCUGUGUGAGUGUGGGUUCCCAGCGGACAUCGCCUUAGUUUGCCGGCUGUCUCCGGGAUUCCGAGCGCUCGCAGUCUGAUUGGCUAAGGGGCUUCGCGCGACUCGGGAUCGCUGCUGCCCCGAUUAGAUAAGAAGCGACUUCAAAUAUGUGGAAAUUAUAUUAAUCAGAUGAAGAAAAAACAUAUGCAAUGGCAUGUGUCAACCAAGAAGUUUCAAUAGUUUGGUCAGUUUUAAAGACCGACUCGUGUUUCGCAAGUGCCGCUCUUACUCCCGUCGGGGUAAUAAAUGUGUCAUAGUCUGAGGACGUUUUAUGUGUUUAAUUUAUUGAAUUUCCAACAUAGUCAUUACACUUCGCGUAUGCACGAACGAUUAAUGGUGUGUUUUCGUGAGGCUUUGUUCUCGAUGGCCUGAGUCAAACUUGCAGUAGAAAUCAAGGGCGAGUGUUUUACUUUGGAUCGAAGUAUUAUUAUUUUGUUGCUUCAUAAAAUCAUUUACCUAUUGAAACUUAUUUGACUUGAGACUAUUGCUGCCUGUGUACUGUGAUUAUGUGUAUUAAACUCUUACAUAAUACGACUAGGCCUAUAAUAAUAGGUCGGAUACAGUAUUGCGUAUAGGAAUAACAAGGCUGGAAGGAGUUAAAUGGUAGGUAUUCUCACGUACCUGGUCAAACUGGAUGAGUAACUCUACAGUUUCAGGCUAUAAAAAGAGAAAGAAGGAGGGGUGGUCAAUAAAGCGAGAGAAGCAGUAAGAACUGAGCGGCCGAGGCAAGCCGUCAGCGUCUUCAUUGAGGAUUUAGCAAUGGCUGAUAUCUCACAAUACUUAGUCAAUCACCUGGUGACCUUCUCCCUGCAGGGUGGGGAGGUCCAGAGCGUGGAGGAGGCCCUCUCUCGGCUCUCCCACCUGGCCCGCACGGACCGCCUCUGGAGCCAGGAGAUGCUGGUAGAAGUCAGUCGAGACACCGUCAGGCUGAGGGAUGCUCAGAACCAGGAUGAGCUGGAGGCUUACCCCGUCUCCUGCAUCCAUCGCUGUGACGCUAUCCUCACAGAGAAAGAGUUUCCCUCCUUGCUGCUCCUCGUGUGCCAGUACGGUCCCCGAAAAAAGCCCGACAUUCAUUUCUUCAACUGUGAGAACAUAGGGGCGGAACCGAUCCGUGAUGACAUCAUCAGCGCAGUGUCUGAUCACACGUCGAAGACUAACAGGCGUCCUGAGGUUUUGAGGAUGAACCAGGCCCGAUUGGUCCAACCUUCUACUGCCGCUGGAGCCAUGAAGGAACAGGGCCCCCAGGGGAUUCCCAACCCCCCACUACUGCAAGCCCCCAACCUUCCUCCCUCCACGCCUCCCCCACACUCAGGAAUGAAAGUGAACGGAUCCAGUGGUGACCAGGCCAAUCAGGCUUUCAGACAGGCCCAGAGAGAAGUGGAAAUCCUUAACCACUGUUUCAACGACAUUGAGAUCUUCAUGGGCAGGCUGCAGAAAUCAGCCGAAGCCCACAGCAUUCUGAGCCAGAGGAACAAGAAGAAGAAGAAAAGCAGCAAAAGCCCAGAAGAUGACUUACUCUCCCUGAGAGCACGUCCACCUUCAGAAAAUGAAUUCUUUGAUAUCUUCCAGAAAUUCAAGUACUGCUUCAGUCUAUUGGCCCGGCUAAAAACGUCCAUCACAAACCCAAGCUCAGAAGAGCUGCUUCACCAUGUCUUCAAACCUCUGGAUAUGAUCGUGAAGACCACGGGAGGGCCAACGCUGGGAGCGGGGGUGGCCAGCCCAGCCCUGACCGACGCAGCUGUGUCACUGCUGCAGGAGAACCUGACCCCAGAAGAGACACAGCUGUGGACAGCACUGGGACCCAACUGGACACAAGCACGCUCUCAGCAGCGAGGCCCAGUUCUGUCCUACACCCCCGUCUUCCUGGAUGGCUGGAAGCCCGACCCAGUCGACCCGCAUGGACGGGUGUGGGAGGAUCCCAUAGAGGCACAACACAAACUGGACUCACAGAGAAAGCAGCAGAGGUCUUCUAUUCGGUCGGUCGAGCUUCCCAAGUUUGCAGCACAUGCUGGCGACGAAGUGGAGGGUAGUGGACUUCCCCCGGAGGCAGAGAGACUCUACCGCUGCAGCUAUGACUUCGUGGCUCGGAACAGCAGCGAGCUGUCUGUGCUCCACGGAGAGACCCUGGAGGUGAUUGAGUCAUCAAAGCGAUGGUGGAAGUGUCGCAAUCGGUUCGAUCAGAUUGGCUUUGUGCCCUUCAACAUCCUGGAGCCGCUGUCUGCCUUGAACGACACAAACAUGCAAAACCUGGAUGAUCAGAUGAAACCGAAGGGAAAUGCCUCCCCAACAGCACCCAGACCGUACUCAUACGCCCCUCCCGCUUCACCCCCCCUCCCCGACCCUACAACUUUCCGGCCACGCAGUAUGCCCUCCAACCCCUCCCACAUCAUGUCCGGGGACAGCACAGACCGAGUGAUGGUGAUGAACGAUGAACUUCUGCAGCGGCUGACGCAUGGGAAGGCCAGCUUUUCCCGCCCCCUGGUCAUUCCCCGCUCCUCAGACACCUCCGCCCCCCUGCACUACAACUCCCCGCCAUCCGAGGUGGAGGAGUGGCUGCGAGGAAAGGGCUUCAGCGAGCCUACUGUGAGCUGCUUGGGCGUGUUGACUGGCGCACAGCUAUUCUCCCUCAACAAAGAGGAGUUGCGUGCUGUUUUGCCAGAUGAGGGCACUAGAGUCUACAGUCAGAUCAUGGUGCAAAAGGCUUUGCUGGAGGAUGCCCACAAGGUCUCGGAACUGGAGGCAGUAAUGGAGAAGCAGAAGAUGAAGGUGGACCACAAUCUGGAAAGCACCACAUUCUGAGGGACACCAAGGCGCCAACAGUACACAGGCUCAGGUCAACUGGGUCCCACACUGGGUCCCUUCUGAGAAAGCUUCAAAGGCUUCAGUUCUGGACUCAGCUUGUCUGUAGGGACGCAAUCACAUCACCUUAACGCCACAAAGAUCCAAAGACUGAUAAAUCGAUACAUUCUCAAAUCUGCUUUGUCCGCUCAGCAAAUCUGCUGCUGUGUCCUGCUUCGGCUCAAUAGGGCCAGGGGUGCUGAAGAUACACAACAAAUGUAUUUUGUAUCAAAAUGCAAGACAUGCAUGCUGAGGAAAUAUUUAGAGUAUAUGAAUCAUCUGAAGAACUGAAAAUGACUAAAUGUGCGGAUUUUUUUUUAAGAAGGAUUAUCUGGAGGUUGCUUGCCAGUGUAAGAUUUAACUGUAUGACCGUUAACUGUGCAUAAGAUUGGAUAUAAAUGGCAGUAUUGUCACAACUGAAGACGGAUACCACGUUGUAUAACUAUUAGGUUCUAGCUUUGCAUAACCCCUUAUCAAUGAAUAAAAGUGUUAAGGACCAUUUCAAGAACUCAUCAAUCUAGAAUAUGGGAAACUGCAAGCUGAAUUUAUCAUAGAUUCUAAAUCCUGACUUGGUAAAUGCUUGUAACAGGAGCACAUUUGAUAUGUUACCUUGAACACACCGUCAAUCACAAGCAUGAUAGUUGGGGACCAUGUAAAUGACAGAGCUGGGAUUAAACUAUAUUUAAACUGCUGCAACCAAAUGCUUUGGAAUUGUAUAAACAUACUCCACUCCUAGGUGAAAUAAUUUAUAAUAAAACAGAAAAAAACUACUAAAA